AUUCCCGGUUGCACGGGGAUGUAAGCCUCGUUCUCUUGGGCAAAAUCCUCGUUUCACAGCGAGAGGGUAUUCCGCUUCCCCCAAGUAUAAAACAUUCGUCGAAUAUCCAUCCCAUAGUCAAAAACAGUCAAGAAACAUUCUUGCACUUUUACCAAAUCUCUAAAACAGAAUUCCCCCACUCCAACCACCCAAAAUGAAUCUCACCACCUGCCUCCGCAAAUACAACCCCAACGUCUUCCGCCAACUAGACCCCUACGCCGACCCAAUCUACCUACAAUCACCGCAUCGACCCCAAACAGCCCUCGCAAAUUCACUAAUCAUCCCACGCACCCAUCCUUCCUACAACUCUACACACAUCUACAACGACUGCCAAUCCUGCGAAGAUGAUCCACGCACCGGUGCACACUACUGUCAUACUUGCAUCGAAGCACAAUACUAUGCCAUACAAUCGCAAUCCUAUUCACAGUCGCAACUCCAAGAUAUGUACUACACAGUAUGCGAAUGUCCGCAUUGCGAUAGCAUUUCAAAUCCCGCCAUCUUUACUCCAAGAGCCCAUUCUAGAGGUGACACCAGAUAUUCAAAUAUAAACAUAGAGCCCAUUUCUCAACAAUUGUAAGUUCAACUUUUCACCAGACAAUACAACUGGCUAUAUGACGUCGCUGACUGUCGAUGGCAGGCUUAAUGCAGGGAGAUAUACACAUGUAUCUCCCAGUAGACUCGGACAAAUUUCUUGUAGAGACGUGGGUUUACUUGCUUCUAGUUCCUGUUUGGGCGCUCUAGGUGGUUUGGGUGGGCCCAAUCUUGGAAGCCUUAGUGCUCUUAGCGGGAUUGGCGGGGUGAGAGACAUGAGAGAUACAAGGCAUCAUGGUGGAAGAUAUGGGUUGCAAAACAACCGGCUCGGGAUUGGAUAUCGUGUGUAGGAUUUCGAUUUUGUUUCCCAAUUAUCAUCAACAUUUAUUUUAGAGUUUGUAAUGGAAGUUAGAAGAAUCACGGGUAACAGGGAAGGAGUUAG
Messenger RNA from Sclerotinia trifoliorum, 1012 nucleotides. Lineage: Eukaryota; Fungi; Ascomycota; Leotiomycetes; Helotiales; Sclerotiniaceae. The record is from the annotation of a GenBank genome assembly.